CGCGGGCUUCACUCCGGGCGCGGCAGCUGCGGCUAGGGCUGCCGGGGACCAGGAGGAGGAAGCGGGCGCGGUGGAGGCGACUGCGGGGGCGGAGGAGGAGGCCCCCGGCUCAGGUUCCGAGGUUACCCCAAGGUAGCAGCGGGUCAAGGCCAUGUGACCGCAAGGAGCGUCUGCCGUCCCGGGUCUGUGCGGCGGGUGGACAGCACCUGCGGGGGGGGGGGGCUCCGGAGAAAGCGCUUGCCCCCCCCUUCAUGCCGCCCCGCUGGGCUCCAUUCCCCGGGGAGCCCCCUCUGCCCUCCCCAGCCCCCAGCCCGUGACGCCCCCGGCGCUGGGGCUGCAGCUAUGGACCCUGAGCCGGCGCGGCCCCCGCUCACCCUGAGUCAGCCCCCCCGGCCCCCCCGGCGCCAUGGCCGCCUCCAUCUCCUGGGACGCGGUCUACAUCGCGGUGGAAGUGGCCAUCGCGGUGUUAGCGGUCCUGGGCAACGUGCUGGUGUGCUGGGCCGUGGCCAUGAACACCAACCUGCAGAACGUCACCAACUACUUCGUGGUGUCCCUGGCGGCGGCCGACAUCGCUGUGGGCCUGCUCGCCAUCCCCUUCGCCAUCACCAUCAGCACCGGCUUCUGCGCCGCCUUUCACGGCUGCCUCUUCAUCGCCUGCUUUGUGCUGGUCCUUACCCAGAGCUCCAUCUUCAGCCUGCUGGCCAUUGCCAUCGACCGCUACAUCGCCAUCCGCAUCCCCCUCAGGUACAACGGCCUGGUGACUGGCACGCGGGCCAAGGGCAUCAUCGCCAUCUGCUGGGUGCUGUCCUUCAUCAUCGGCCUGACGCCCAUGCUGGGCUGGAGUCGGUGCGUGGAGGCCGUGACCGCCGUCAAUAGCUCGGAGCCCCCGCGCUGCCGGGCCGGCCAGAUGCCCUGCCUGUUUGAGGCCGUGGUGCCCAUGGAUUACAUGGUCUACUACAACUUCUUCGCCUGCGUGCUGCUGCCCCUGCUGCUCAUGCUGGGCAUCUACCUGCGCAUCUUCAUGGCGGCCCGGCGGCAGCUGAAGCAGAUGGAGAGUAAGCCCGCUGCGGGCGAGCGCUCGCGCUCCACGCUGCAGAAGGAGGUGCACGCUGCUAAGUCGCUGGCCAUCAUCGUGGGCCUCUUCGCCGUGUGCUGGCUGCCCCUGCACAUCAUCAACUGCUUCACCCUCUUCUGUGAGAAGUGCCCGCACGCGCCACCCUGGCUCAUGUACCUGGCCAUCGUGCUGUCGCACACCAACUCCGUGGUGAACCCGCUCAUCUACGCCUACCGCAUCCGCGAAUUCCGCCACACCUUCCGCAAGAUCCUCCGCAGCCGCGUGACGCGGGCCUCGGCCCCGCACGCCCGGGACUGCGGCCACGGGCAGGAGCGCAUCAGCCUCCGCCUCAACGGGCACGCUGCUGGCAUCUGGGCCAACGGAAGCACGCCCCGCCCGGGCAGGGCGGCCCGAGCCCCGGAGCCCCCCGGGGACGGCGGCCCUGGAGAAGUGGAGGUGCUGAGCCCCGAGCUCCCCGGCCUGGAGGCGCCUCCGCUCCCCGGCAUCUCCUGAGAUCGGCGGGGCGUGCCCGGGAGCCCUUCCCCAGGCUGGCCUCUCGAGCCGGCAGCGGCCGAUCCCAGAGCGGGCCAGGGAGGGCGCGGGUGCCGGUGGACAGAGGGGAGGGCCCCAGGGCUGCUGCUCGGCUUCUGCCCUCACGGGCGUGCCCGGCUACAGAGGUGCCCCGGGGUGUGGCGGGCCAGGGAGGCUAGGCGGAGGGAGCU
Molecule: messenger RNA, 1776 nt
Organism: Dromiciops gliroides (monito del monte)
Lineage: Eukaryota; Metazoa; Chordata; Mammalia; Microbiotheria; Microbiotheriidae
Gene: ADORA2A
Product: adenosine A2a receptor
Exons: 3
Coding region: 407-1567 (386 amino acids)
Biological process (GO): adenylate cyclase-activating G protein-coupled receptor signaling pathway; G protein-coupled adenosine receptor signaling pathway
Cellular component (GO): membrane
Molecular function (GO): G protein-coupled adenosine receptor activity
Source: RefSeq, a predicted model, not a curated record